Messenger RNA from Belonocnema kinseyi, 1097 nucleotides. RefSeq lists its product as uncharacterized. Bases 114 to 974 code for a protein of 286 amino acids. The transcript is spliced from 7 exons. NCBI's taxonomy places the organism in Eukaryota, Metazoa, Arthropoda, Insecta, Hymenoptera, Cynipidae. The record is from RefSeq and is a predicted model, not a curated record.
UACAGAGAAAUCGAAUCAUCAGUACAAUAUGGGACUGUAUAUUUUCUAUCGGUACAAUAAAUUAUCUUCUCUACAUUUUUUCCCGAUCUUCCGAAAGGUUUGUGCUUUCAAAGAUGAUGAGAUCCACCCUUUUAUUUUACAAGAGUUUUUACAUUCAUCAUGCAGGAGUUAAUAUUUUCAUUCAUGGAUUAUGGAUGAAAGGCUGGAGCGAUUUAUUAUUUGCAUUUUUUGCCUUCAAUUCUCAUUGGCAAAGGUCUGAUCAGUCGAUUGCCCUUCUAUUAUUUUUUAAAGUAAUUGACGCAACUAUUCUAGUCGUAUGCCGCUUUCUUCUCUGCUUUUGGAAUAAGCAGAUAAACCAAAACCUUCCGAAAAUCUUGUUAAUAUUUCAUUGCCUUACAUGGACUUACAUUUACGUGCUAUUUGUACCUGAAAACGUAUUAUGGGGGAGCAAUAGUAAAAAUCUUUCAGAGAACUUCUACAUGUGGAUGUGGUUUAUUUCUGAGUGUUUGAAUUCGAUCUGGUUAAGAUUAUUCUGCAGACUUGAAAUCUAUCUUUUCCCUCCACCAUCCAAAGAUGCUAUUCAAUUUGCAAACAGGCUCAAAAAACAAAAAGCAUCUUCAGUCAGAAAACCAAGUGGACAGAAUGCAAAAAAAGCUGAGCUUCUAAAAACUUUGACCUGUGUUAUGUCGAUGAAGAAAAAAUUGCAAAGAAUUCGAAAAGCAAAAGAGGAGAAAAUUGGUCUUCAUCACAAGCUUGAAGAAGAAAAAGAUGAAAUAGAUUCUGAUGAAGACCACAAGAAAGAGAUUAUGCAAACUUUAAUAAGUGCAAUGAAAGUUAGGAAGGAAAUUCAAAAUAUAAGAAAAGAUAAACGGAAUAAUCUCGAUCCAGAGAUUGUGACUUCAAACAAAAAUACGGAGACAGAUUUUGAAAGCGGCGAAAUAGAAAAUAAAAAAUUUGAAGAAACUACUGUCUGAUAGAUAAAAAUUAUUUAUAAAAUUAACGAAUGCCUAAAAAAAUUAUCUUAUGCACGGACCACUGAUAGUAUUUUAUGCACCUAUUGCUCUUUUUAAACAGGCACUUAAAAGACUUUAAAAAAU